Molecule: messenger RNA, 384 nt
Organism: Meloidogyne enterolobii
Lineage: Eukaryota; Metazoa; Nematoda; Chromadorea; Rhabditida; Meloidogynidae
Source: the annotation of a GenBank genome assembly
AUGCCUGCACCCGCUAUGGUGUGUAAUCCAGCGAGUUGUCAACCUGGCUACACUUGCGGACAUUAUGGGUGUGCUAGGAAUAAAGCAAGAUCUGCACUCACCAAGAAGGAUGGAUUAAUUGUCUCAGUAGACGAAUAUGUUAACAAAACAUUGUUAAAUCCAAAAAGAAUAAUUUUCGAUAAAAUUAAAGAGAAAAAAUAUUUUUCUGAAAAUAAACAACAAGAGGAAUACGAAUUGGAUAAAAAUACAUUUUUGAAAUUAACGAACCCAAACUUUUUGUUUCGUCAAUGUUGUGAAGACCGAAAAUUGCCUGAUGUCUGUCUCCGGAAAUGUCAUUUUAAUACUUAUACAAAAGAGACGGCAAGUUUAAUUUAUUUAUUAUAA